AUGGCGGUGACAACUGUGUUCAUAUUACUGCUUGCUACAUUUGGAUCAGCGAGGGAAUAUACAGACGUGGAAACAUCCAGUUUCCCUGCACUAUUUCAUCUGGAUGACUAUGAGCGAUGUCUAGCAAAGGAGGAUGGAGUGUAUUGCCUUGGCACCUUCGAUCUCACACCGGCGCAACUGCCACACACAACUUAUGAUUUAAUGAAGGCUUAUUCAGAUGAAUCAUAUCGUCACUUUAACCGAACUAGAAUAUAUCGCGGCUACUGUUUGAGCGAAAGAUGUUCCUCGGCUACUUUAGCACGCUUUAACACUACAUUUGACCUUGGAGACAGCCCUGAAAAACUCUUCGAAAGAUGCACAAACUUCUAUAUGCAAGCAGAAAACUUCCACGCUUCCAUAAAGUCUGUGGACUACUGUCGCACUCAUUCUGACAUCAUCGAAGCUUCGGAAAGACCCCCCACUUCUGCAGAACUAAUCUUCAAGAAUGUGGUUUAUGCCUUGGUAAUUGCUAAUAUUGUGGGGACCAUUUAUGAUAAUUUCGCUGGUGACAACCCUAACAAAAGCAAACUUCUGUCUGCGUUCUCCAUACCAGCAAAUUGGCGUCGCCUGACAUUUAUCCGUGAAGGUGGAGAUCCUCGACAAGCAGCCUUGGUGCCCAUGGAAGGUCUCAGGGUGAUGGCACUUGGAUUCACAACAUACGCUCACGCCAACGUUAUUCAUUUCAUGUUCCACAUUAAAAAUCCCGAAUAUUUAGAGAAGUUAACCCAGAGACUGGACGGAAUAUACUUGUCAGAUGGAACGUCCCUGAUCCAAGCAUUCGUGAUGAUGACCUGCUUCCUCACUGGGUACAACCUGCUGAUCUACUCUCAAAAACAGGAGCUGGGGUUGUAUAUGCUACCGCUUUGUAUUAUUAAGCGACUUAUAAGGAUAACUCCUGUUCACCUCUUGAUAGUGGGAUUCGGAGCAACCUGGUGGUUGAAUACAAGGGAUGGACCACUGGUCUCCACCACCAUAGGUCUGGAGAGCGAGGCUUGUACGACCAAAUUCUGGUCACAUGUGUUCCUAGUGAACAAUAUCGUGGACUCUGACAAAUAUUGCGUUGUUCCAACAUGGUUCUUACCAGUGAAUAUGCACAUGUAUAUACUGGCAUGUACUUUCACGCUCCUGCUAUGGCGUCGACGGUGCUUCGCAGUAAGACUAUACUUGGUUCUCUUCUUCGCUUCCUGUCUUCUGAACGGAUUUGUUGCGUAUAUGAAGGACUACAGAUCUAUGAUAUACCUAGCAACUCCUGAACAAAUCCGUAGAAUAUUCAGAGACACCCCAUCUUUCACUGAGUUCUACUUAUCAUCCUGGGGAGCGCUGCCAGCUUGCUUCAUUGGUUUAAUUCUCGCUAAUAUUCAGUUUGCAUUGGACGAGAGGAAAAUCAAACUUUCUGACUAUAAAUGGUUCGUCUACCUUCAUUACACGACGUUUCCCAUGUUAUUUGUGUGGGCCCUAACUGGUGUAUAUGCACGGGAGCAUUCAUCCAGCCUCUUCAAUGCUGCUUACAUAGCUUUCGACCGCCCGAUGUUCUGUAUACUUAUGUGCGUUUGUCUUAUGGGAGUAUUCCAUAUCGACGGACCAAUACGUAAGUUCUACAGCUGGCGCGGUUGGCGAACGAUGGCACGCAUGUCGUUGACAGUGAUGAUGCUGCACUGGUGCGUCGAUAUGACCAUCGCCAACAGAUCGGUAGCUUAUGGAACGUCUGCGAUUGAUAUGGUGGUGGACUGGUGCGCAACUAACUUAAUCACCUAUGUGAUCGCUGUACCAAUCACAAUUUUAGUGGAAAUUCCAAUGCAAAGGUUCAUAGAAGCCUUGAUUUUUUAA
This is a messenger RNA of Spodoptera littoralis (African cotton leafworm), 1866 nucleotides long. The record is from the annotation of a GenBank genome assembly. NCBI's taxonomy places the organism in Eukaryota, Metazoa, Arthropoda, Insecta, Lepidoptera, Noctuidae.